Messenger RNA from Argiope bruennichi, 3161 nucleotides. RefSeq names its product serine/threonine-protein phosphatase 4 regulatory subunit 2-A-like. Gene Ontology annotation, cellular component: cytoplasm; protein phosphatase 4 complex; nucleus. Gene Ontology annotation, biological process: protein dephosphorylation. The coding region runs from base 332 to 1588 and encodes 418 amino acids. The transcript has a single exon. The record is from RefSeq and is a predicted model, not a curated record. NCBI's taxonomy places the organism in Eukaryota, Metazoa, Arthropoda, Arachnida, Araneae, Araneidae. Gene Ontology annotation, molecular function: protein phosphatase regulator activity.
GGGAAAAAUACUGAUUUUCGCAGCGUCUUUCUAACUGCUCUCUCCCUACUAGAAUUUUUCGAUCGAAAUAUGAUUUCAAAACUUUAAAGGAAUUUGAAGCACAUUUUACGGCUUUAUUGACGCUACGAACUUUCUCUCACGUGCCAUGAUGUUUCAAUAAAUUGUCAAAUUCUAUUUUUGCCAACAUAUUUUUGUCACUUCAUUUCUCAAAUAGUUGGAUGCUAUUUAUGGAUCUUAACCGUAACUGAAAUUCGUAUUGAUCGAAUUUUUUGAUACUAAACGUCAAUCUGCAUAUCUAUUUGAUUGUGCAUUAAAUUAUAACCUAAACGGCAUGGAAUGGAAUGCUGAGAGCGUUUUAGAUGCUCUAAAUGAUUUUGAAAGAAAAUUGGAAUUAUCCCCGAUUCUGGAGGAUUAUUUGAAACGGAUUGCGAAGAAUGGCGAAAUAGUGUUUCCGUGGUGUAAGCUCAAACCUUUGUUGAAGAAGAAACUCGAAGUUGUGCUGGAUGAAUUUUAUGAAACUUGCCCAGUGGAAACAUCGGUACCUGUGCCAAACUUCGAAACUUUUAAUUUUGAUGCUUUGAAGAAAACAAUUCUUCAAGCUGUGGAAUCUUUUACGAGUGCUCCAUUUACUAUUCAAAGAUUGUGUGAACUUGUAACUGAUCCAACUAAACAUUACAAUCGCACCGAUAAAUACAUGCGAGGCAUUGAAAAGAAUGUUCUUGUUGUCAGCACUAUAGAACCGAGAUCAGGCCAAGAAGGAAAUAAUGUUAACAAUCCAGUUGUAAAUGGUCUGCUGAAUGAUUCUCCGAGAGACGAUAAUGAUACUUUAAAUGGUCACGAAAGUUCAGAUAGUGUUUCUUCAUCGAAUUUAAAUACCUCCUCAAAUCAUGUGCUUUUAGAAAAUUUCGCCAAUGUUUUCCCAUCUGCAGCUUGUAUUCCUUCAGCUUCAAAUAUUUGCCUGAACCGAGAAAUUGACAACAACUUUCUUGCAAAUUCAGAAUGUGUUGAAACUCAGGAAGUUGAAUUCGAAUCGAAUCCACCUGUUGAGCAGCUUGAAAAUGCUUCUGCAAAAGAAGAAGAAAUGGAUACAUCUGAAAACGAAACAGAAACUGUUUCAGUUAAUAGUGGAGAGAUAACCUCAUCUGAUGCUGCCCCUUCAGAAGAUUCUAGUUCAUCAGCAGCAGAGAAAAAUAGUAGUACUGAAUCAACUGAUAGCCACUCUGAAUUGGAUCCAGUUUCAUCCGAUUCAAGUGAUAGUGUUGGCGCAAGUGAAGAUGUUAAACACGAAGCAGACUGCUCUGAAUCCCAGCCUGAUGAAUCUAUUCCCACCCAGGAAUCUGCAAAACCUAGUGGUCGUGGUAAUGUUCACCAAGAUGAUACAGUUUCCCAAAGCAGUGAAGAUUCUUGCCAUUCAUCUGAGGCAUCACAGAGCAGCGAAGCGUCUGAUCAUAUUGAAGUUCCACGAAAUGAUGAUAAUGUACCUACCAUUUCUGAAGUAUCGCAAAGCAUAGCAACAAGUGAAUCAUCAUCUGAUUCUUCCUCAAUGGAAUUAGAAUCAUCUACAAAUUCAGCAGAACCAACUGUGUGAAUUAACUAACAUUUUUGUGUUGGCUUUUCAUACAUGUUACUAGUAUCGUUUACUAAACAUGUUGCAGUAUGAAACCUAUUCUCUAACCAUAAUGCAGCUUUUUUGCUGUAGAGAAAGUUGCCAGCAAUUACAGUGUCUUCUCCAUUUGUAUAUGAUUUAUGAUAUUAAUUUUAUAUAAGUCAAAAUUGCACAAUAUUUUACUGAUUCGUAUAAUUAACUUUUUCAUUAUCAUUCUUGAUUGUAUUUUUAAAACCAUUCUAAAUUUGACAUUUGCAUACUUGGUAAUUUUCAUUCAUAUUAAAUGCUUAUUGUGCAUUUUGAAAAUUUCAAAAUAAUUUUGCUAGCUCUUAUUUCAUAUUAAAAAAUUAUUUUUAUGGUAAAUCCUAGAAGAUGCCAUCUUUUAAGUGGCAAAUUCAUUAAAACUUUUUAAUAUUUGAAAAUUUCAUUAAGAUGGGUUUUUUUUCUUAGUUGGUUCUUUCUGUAAUAUAGUCAAAGAGACUAGAAGAUCAGAUAACCGAAUAGUCAUUUUGAAUAUCAAAAGAGAAAAAAUACUAAGUUAAAUCUACAGAUUGUAUAUAUUUGAAUCCCCAUUAGAUUUACUGAAAUGUGUUAUUGAAUAUCUAAGUUUAUUGAUAAAAUCAUUAUUUCUGCAAUUAAGGCAUUCAAGACAUAAUGUUCACAAUGUAACUUCGUAUCUUGAUUUUUAGAUGUUGAUAUCGAUUAGCUUAAAAAAUACUUUUUUUUGCCAGCUCCUCUAAAUGUUCUUGACGGGCUGGUUAUAAAGGAGAUACAAAUGUUUUUGUAUAAUUUGGCCAGAUAUUGUGCUAUAGUAUCUUACCCUGCUCUUGUACUAUGUUUUUGUAUAUAAUAUAUGAUUUAAUGAUUUUCUUUGCCCUCUGGGUAGGAGGCAUUUUCAAAUAUAUGUGAUGGAUGUAAUACGAGAGCAUAUAAUAUUGUUAGGAUAUUCCAUAGUGGUUUUUUUUUUUUUUUUUUUUUUAUCUUAGUUACCUUACCAGGCUAAAAAUAAAAUUUUAUUAUUUAUUCAUUAAACAACUUUAAUAUUGGGGAAAAUGUACAAAUAUUAAGUUAUUUUUAAUGUGUUAAUUUCUAAAAUAAAAAUAAUGAAGCACAAGUUACUUAAUAUUGUUUUUAUUUUCUUUCAAAAUAAGCCUAAUAAUUAUAAAUUUGAGGAUCCUAUAUAGGAUUAAGAUUGUGUAUUUGCUUGUCCUAAAUUCAAAAUUACUAAAACAAUAAGAGCUUUGUUGUUAUAGUAUUAAUACCAUGUAAUAUAAUUAAGCUAACUGCUUUGUAUAUUGCUGUUUAAUUUGUGUAACUUCGGAAUGAUUUAUGUUUCUGUGUGUUAGAUAUUCCCAGUCUUCUGUAGGAUUUGAUAUAUUGUAACUGUGUUUUGAGGUGGAUAUAUUAGUUUUUUGUUUUUUCAAUGUGAUUUUUGUAAAUAUAUAUUGACAAUGGCUGUGUAGAAUUCUACUCUGAAUUGUAAUUGUUCAUUCAAGUGUUUUCAUGCUUAUGUCUAUUAUUUUAGAAAAACGAAAUUAAAAAAUUAGAAUAUUUA